GCAAUUCAUCGACUGGCCGCUUGAGGCUGGCUCCAAAAGGGAGUCAAUUCCCAUAGACUCCCAUGUUAAAAAUAGCCAACUUUACAGUAGAAAAUAAUAUGUUUACAGCCUGGUACAAAAAGUGUUUUUGGCCUAUAUAGCUAAUUUUGCCCUUCAUGACAACUGUGAGGGGAGUGAAUUUUUUUGUAACUCAUCCGUUUAGAUUAUAUUAAGCCUUAAACUUCUGCAUAAUUAAGGGCGUGGCCGCUUGAGUGUCGGUUGAACAGCCACUGCUGUCACUAGACUCGCACUAGGCGGGCGUGGUUUCACCUCAGCUUCACCCAUGUCCCGCCUCUUUACCCAUUUUCGGUUUUCCGCGAGUAAUUCGCGGGGACGCGCGGCCAAGAUGGCGACGGCAGGCAACGCCUACUUUAAGCUUCAAAAGCGAUCUUCACAAACCAAUGGGUGACGUCACGGACACUACGUCCAUAUUUUUUUACGGUCUAUGGUGUAUCCUCAGUGUUAUUCUCUCUUGCGUGUUUCAUUGACUGUAAACAGAGUCUUGUCUCUCUGUAUUUAAGUGUUGAGACGAUGAUGAUGAGUGGGUUGUAUUGAAAUCAGUAGGAACUGAUCUGUCCAUGCUGGAUAUAUUGAUGAUUUCGUCACAGAAAUCUCUCAGCUGAAGAAAGAGGUGGCGUUACUGGAGACAAAGCUGAUAUCAAGAGGAGAUUUAGCAAUGAAUCGAGAGGAUGUGGAUUGUUGUGAAUCUUCAGUGUAUGUGACUGAUGAUGGGAGUCUGGAUUCAGUGUGGAUGAGCAGAGAUCAGAGCCGCACACCACAGACACUGCUGGACUCUAAACUCUCUGAAGAGAAAUCCAGACACACACAGAACUCCGAUCUCAGUCUGACUUUACUCUGUUAUACUGAGUCAAAGCUCACAGACACUCAGGACACUACAGUGUGUGACAGUAAACAGAGCUUACAGGAGGAUCAAACCUCCACAGAGUCUCUGGAUUCUGUCUGUAACGCUGGAGAACAGCAGCAGAUCCUGCAGACCAAACUGAAGAUGUGUUCAGUUAAACUCAUCGACUGCACGAACCUCAUGAUGAAGAUUAAAACUGAACCCACAGAAAUCAAAACUGAACCCACAGAAAUCAAAACUGAACCCACAGAAAUCAAAACUGAACUCACAGAAAUCAAAAAUGAACCCACAGAAGAGGAAGAUCGCACUGAUGAAGAUGAUGAUUUUAUUCCAUCAGAUGUGAAGAGUGAUUCAUGUUUGGAUAUAGAAAUAACGUCCUCAACAUCAAAAGAGCGACUGACAGCACAAACUCUUUCCUGCAUCACCUGUGGAAAGACAUUCAGCUCACAGAGACAUUUAGAGAGACAUGAGAGAAAACACACAGAACAGAAACUCUUCACCAGAUCUGAGAUCAGCUUUACUACCUUACAAGAGAAGAAACUUCAUUCAGAAGACCACAGAGAGAAGAAGAAGAAGAAGAAGCAGUUUCACUGUGAGCAGUGUGGGAGGAUUUGUGUCUCUUCCUCUCAACUAAAGGUUCACAUGAGGAUACACAGUGAUGAAAAGCCUUUCAACUGCACUGAAUGUGGAAAAUACUUCAAAACAAAACAAAAUCUUAAUGUUCAUCAGAGAGUUCACACUGGAGAAAAACCUUUUAAAUGCUCUCAGUGUGACAAGACUUUUUCUCAGUCAGGUCACUUGAAAGUCCAUCAGAGAGUUCAUACUGGAGAGAAACCUUACGUCUGUGAUCACUGUGGAAAGAGCUUCUCUAGUUCAUCUGAUUUCAAAGUCCAUCAGAGAGUACAUACUGGAGAGAAACCUUACGUCUGUGAUCACUGUGGAAAGAACUUCACUAAUUCAUCUCAAUUCAGAGAUCAUCAGAGAGUUCACACUGGAGAGAAACCUUAUCACUGUAGCGUCUGUGGUAAGAGUUUUGGACAACGGGCUUCAUUACUAAAUCACAAGAGAUUUCAUACAGGUGAAAAAACUUUCAAAUGCUCUCAGUGUGACAAAACGUUCGCUUCUUUAGGUUGCAUCAAAUCCCAUCAGAGAGUUCACACUAGAGAGAAACCUUACGUCUGCUCUCCAUGUGGAAAGAGCUUCUCUGAUUCAUCUCAAUUAAGAGUUCAUCAAAGAGUUCAUACUGGAGAGAAACCUUUCAAAUGCUCUCUGUGUAACAAGACGUUUACUUUUUCAAGUAACUUAAUAGUUCAUCAGAGAGUUCAUACUGGAGAGAAACCUUAUCACUGUUAUGUAUGUGGGAAGAGUUUUAGUCAACGGAAUCACUUAGUUAUUCACAAGAGAAUUCAUGAUAAACCUUUCAAAUGCUCUCAGUGUGACAAGACGUUUGCUCUGUCAGGUUCCUUAAAAUCCCAUCAGAGAGUUCACACCGGAGAGAAACCUUAUUACUGUAACAUUUGUGAGAAGAGUUAAUCAACAGUCAAACUUUGUUAAGCACCAGUGACAUUAAUACAAACAACCAAUCACAGUUUGUUUCCUAGCGAAAUGUCCACACAAUAAUUGAAAUAACUUGCCGCAACCAAAGAGUAUAGAAGCACAAGAGGGGAAACUCUCAUUCGUUUUUGGCAUCAGUCACUAAGUGGCGCUUCAGUAGCGCGGCCGCCAUUUUGGAAUGAAAAUUCUGACAGCCAAUUCAUUCUCAGCAAAUCUCACAGCCAAAUCAGAAGCACAAUAUU
Misgurnus anguillicaudatus (oriental weatherfish) is the source of this 2697-nucleotide messenger RNA. Lineage: Eukaryota; Metazoa; Chordata; Actinopteri; Cypriniformes; Cobitidae. The record is from RefSeq and is a predicted model, not a curated record.